Molecule: messenger RNA, 1919 nt
Organism: Schistocerca gregaria
Lineage: Eukaryota; Metazoa; Arthropoda; Insecta; Orthoptera; Acrididae
Exons: 3
Coding region: 100-1887 (595 amino acids)
Biological process (GO): maturation of SSU-rRNA from tricistronic rRNA transcript (SSU-rRNA, 5.8S rRNA, LSU-rRNA)
Cellular component (GO): small-subunit processome; nucleolus
Source: RefSeq, a predicted model, not a curated record
UCGGACCGCCGAUUGGGAGAUGCGCUAGCGGUUCUGUUUCCCGUGGACGUGGUUCUUGUAGAGACGUCGAUUUCGCUUCACUCCGAGUGCGCAUCUGACAUGGUGGUAUCCAAUUCUAAGGGGAGGGUGAAGAGGCCGUUUGGGAGGAGGCGCGAAAAGGGUUCGAGCGUGACCGGAAAGAAGAAGAAGAACAGUUCUGGAAAGCGCGUUCGGGAGGCGGAGCCGUACACCUACGAGCCCGAAGACUGUUUUGAAGAUGAGUUAGUUGAGAGCGGAUGUAGCGAGGAGGACGACAAAUUGCCCGAAUGGGGGUCGAACAAGGAAGAGUAUUACAAGGACAAGGAGGAGAGUGAUGACGAAUUAAGCAGCAGCGAGGACGACAUAGCAGAGGAAGAGGAAGUCAAGCGACUGUCGAAGCAACGGGCGCUGGCAAAUUUGGAAGAGGAUUACCUGGAUUCUCUGUCCGACGCAGUUUCCGACAAGGACGACUCGGCGUCGUCAGACGGACGCCAAUCCGUCGAAAGAGACACCGGCGAACUUGCCAAAGAGCGUCACCGUUCUCUGGAAAGUUUGUCCGAAGCUGAGAAGUUGGCAAUUUUGAAGCGCGAUUCGCCAGAAUUGCUGGUGUUGUUGAAGAGUCUCAGAGGGAAAAUCGGGGAGAUACAGACCAGACUGGCGCCCGCGAUUCAGCGGGUCAAAGAUCAAGAGUUGAAGACCACGAAGGGCUUGUCUUACUUGGAGACCAAAUAUCAUAUUUUACUGAAUUAUUGCACAAAUAUUUUGUUUUAUCUGUUGCUCAAGAGCGAAGGGUGCGAAGUUCGAAACCACCCGGUCAUCGAGCAGCUGGCUCGGACCAGAAUCAUCAUGGACAAACUGAGGCCCUUGGACGAAAAGCUCAAGUAUCAAAUUGAUAAAUUGCUGAAAAUGGGUGCAUUAGGAGGAGGCACCAAUUUGCCCAACGCAUCCAAGUUGAAACAUCGCGCAGACCUGAAGGCGUUUAUGCCGCUGGGCGCCGACGACAAAGCGUCGUCAAAAUACGUCCCUCCGAAGCUUGCAUCGAAGCUCAGUCGACAGGACUUCUCUCGCCUCGAGGAGAGCGAAAAGGCGUCGCGUCGAGUCUCAGCAGCCCUUCAGUUUGUAGAGGAGUUUGGAGACCGCCCCGUCGAGAGAAAGCUAGAUUCCGAUGUGCACCAAAUCUCCAAAGAGGAACAAGAACGCAUCCAGUUCGAAGAAGACCAUUUCGUUCGACUGCCCGUUUCCUCAAAAGACACCAGAAAAGUGUCGGUUCACCGCGACGAUUUAGACGAUUUGAAUUAUUUAGGCGAAUAUCUGGUUGAUCGCAGAUCUCAAUUAUCGCAGCCUUACGCCGACCUAGAAAGCCGUCUUUUGUCCAGCGAAGCGGCGUCUGAGGACGAGCUGUCCGAGGACACCCCUUCGCCCGAGUCCCGGUCGACGCCCGUCUGCAACCCGGACGUCGACAUCGACUACAAAAGUCUGAAGGAGAGCAACGAGCAAAAGCGCAAGAAGCUCCGCGAAGAGGAGAUCAUCGCACCUUCUGAGGUCGAGGAGGAAGAACAAGAAGAACACUCAGAAGAAGACUCCGACCCGUCAGAAGAAGAAUCUGACCCGUCAGAAGAAGCCACUCCCCAACCGACAACCAACCUAGAACGCAGAAAGAGAAAAAUCACAAGACAAAUAGAAAACAGAGAGGGCAUGCUGGUAAGAAGACGAACGCCCAUUCCAAGAAUAAAACGAAAGCUCAAAUAUAAAAGAGCACUGGCCAGAAGAAAAGGCGCAAUCGCACCAAUGCGCGAUACCAGCAGGCCCUACCGCGGAGAGUCCCUCGGCAUCAACAAAGUCACCAUAAAAAGCUCCAGAGUCGAUUAAACGUGCUCGUAAAACGCCAAAAAUUCAAUUUU